Messenger RNA from Fusarium sp. VM40, 1419 nucleotides. Lineage: Eukaryota; Fungi; Ascomycota; Sordariomycetes; Hypocreales; Nectriaceae. The record is from the annotation of a GenBank genome assembly.
AUGGCCUCCCACAACAUCCAAGCAGACAUGGCUGAUGACAAGGUCACUUCUUACAAGCCUCAGUAUGCUGAGGAGGCUCCAUCUCUCAAAGGCGAGACUCUCGAGUCUCAUGAAGUCUUUCGGCAGACAGAUGAGGGUGUUCAAUUUAGAACUGUGAGCUGGCAACGAGCAACAAUCAUCUUUCUCAAGAUUCAGUUUGCCAUGAGUAUUCUUAGUGUGCCCGGAGCAUUGGCUACACUGGGAGCUGUUGGUGGCGGUCUGUCUCUUGUUGGCUGGCAUACUCUCAACACCUACACGGCAGUUAUCCUAGGAGAGUUCCGAAACCGCCAUCCCGAGUGUCAUACUCUAGCCGAUAUGUGCGGUCGUCUCUGGGGCCCAAUUGGUAAAGAACUCGUCGGCUUGCAGAUCCUGGUUGCCCAGGUUCUCAUCUCUGCUGCCGGUAUCGUUUCCAUCUCGACAGCUUUCAACGCCAUCUCCAACCAUGGGGCAUGCACCGUGAUAUUCACCCUCAUCGGUGCCAUUUCGAUUACGAUUUUCUCCUCAAUUCGCACCUUUAGCCGACUUGGUUGGCUUACUUGGAUUGGAUUCUUCACUUUCUUCGUUGCUGUCUUCAUAUUUGUCGUGGCUGUAACCCAGCAGGAUCGUCCAGCAAUGGCUCCUCAGACAGGCGACUACGAGCUGGGGUGGACUGCUAUUGCUAGCCCUACAUUUGUGGCUGGUAUGACUGCUACCGCUAAUAUCUUUAUCAGCAACAGUGGUUCAUCCAUGUACUUACCUGUUCUCUCGGAAAUGCGACGACCCGAAUACUACAGAAGGGCUGUGUUGGUAACAGGCGUGCUUGUGCUCGCCAUGUACCUGUCCUUCUCCCUUGUCAUCUACAGGUGGUGCGGUGUCUGGCUUGCAACGCCGGCCUUUGGAAGUGCUGGCGCGCUAUUCAAGAAGAUCUCAUAUGGUAUCGCUCUGCCAGGGCUCAUCAUAGGCGUCGGGAUUUAUCAGCAUGUCGCUGCUAAGUAUAUCUUUGUCCGUGUUCUCAGGAAUUCUCACCAUCUCCAGGAGAAUACCAUGGUCCAUUGGACUACCUGGAUCGGUAGUAAUCUUACUCUCGGAAUCCUUGCCUUCAUUGUCGCUGAGGCUGUUCCGAUUCUCAACUACCUCUUAGGUCUUGCCGGAGCUAUUUGUUUCGCUCCCUUCAGUCUGGUCUUUCCAGCCUUAUUGUGGAUGCAGGAUUACAAGCACUAUAGAAAGGACACUUUGUCUAGGAAAAUCACAUACUGGUCACAUGCACUUAUUGUGCUGCUCGGCGCCUUUAUGGUUGUUGCCGGAGUUUACAGUGUUGCGAUAUCUAUCCAAGAUGCAUACCGGUCUGGUUUAAUUGCCAAGGUGUUUGAUUGUGCGGAUAACUCUGGAACUAUUUCUUAA